AUGACCCUACAUAUCAAAGACAAUGAUGGGGAACAGUAUUCUGAUGAAGAAAAUAAUGAUUCCAGUGAAGAAGUUACACAAAAAAGGAAAAAGAAAAGAUUUUCUAAUCCUGCAGAAUGGAAAUAUAAUACUAAUAAAAUAAAUAGAGAAAAGGAGGUUGAGUAUAUGGGUAGAAAAAAUAACAAAUUCGACAGAAAGAAAACUAAGAAAGUAAUGAAAAGGAGAUACCUGUGUUUAAAUAAACCAUUGAAAACCGGUAAAGAAAUAGCAAUUCAGUGUUACAAGUUGACGGAUGAAGAGCGAAAGUUAAUUUCCGCGAAGUUUUGGUCCCUGUCGUGGCCUGAAAAGAAGAUCUACAUUUCUGCAAAAGUCUUAAAGAAUAAAAGGUCAAGAUAUAGAAAGGAUCCGGAAGUUAGCCAUAGGUCAACUUCGUAUAAGUAUUUUCUUAAAAAGAAAAGCGAAGAAAUUAGGGUUUCUUAG
Molecule: messenger RNA, 480 nt
Organism: Psylliodes chrysocephalus
Lineage: Eukaryota; Metazoa; Arthropoda; Insecta; Coleoptera; Chrysomelidae
Source: the annotation of a GenBank genome assembly